Molecule: messenger RNA, 591 nt
Organism: Colletotrichum destructivum
Lineage: Eukaryota; Fungi; Ascomycota; Sordariomycetes; Glomerellales; Glomerellaceae
Exons: 2
Coding region: 1-591 (196 amino acids)
Source: RefSeq, a predicted model, not a curated record
AUGAAAACAGCGUGCCAUCCCAUCAAACGGUUUGGAGAUAUCAAAUGUUCUUAUAUCUCAACAACGAGACUAGCAACCAUCCAUUCCGUUGAAGUCGUGAUACCCUUGUCUGCCGGCACCGAAGCUGUCAUCGAGCGGCCGAUAAGUGGGAAGAAUGGAAUCCGCCCAAGUUGUGCUUGUAAUCUGUCGACCAUUGCCCAUCAAUACAUCUCCCGUUCUGAUAGUAACUCUGUCAACCAGCAACACGUCUACGCAAAUAAUGCAGAGUUCGUUGACAUCUUAAGAGACAGCAUUGCUGCUGUGGCCUAUGACACUGAUCUCAUCCACAACGCCGUUGGAAUCAUCGAAGAGAUCAGGAAGUGCAUCAGACAGGAGCACAACUUCUUAUAUGGAAAUUUGAUAAUGGAUAAUACUUAUACCGACUCGCGGAGGAGAGACGUGUUAACGGUUACAAACCGUAUAGAGGCUGGCUACUACCCUGUUUACUGUGAAUUUAUCAAGACCAGGCUAUCCUACACCAGCGAGCCCUGUUUCCAAAUAGCUGGGUCGCUGGAUCACUCUAAUAGCUCUCCCACUGCCCACUCACAAUAA